UUGGCGCCCAGGGCACCUGACAACGGUCCCAGAGGUUGGGAGUUGGAGCCCGCUUCAACGAGUCCCAGAAAGCUGGAUGCAGCAGCUGGCGGGCAUGGUAGUGUUCACAUGAAGCUUAAAGUUCACCCAGAAAGCAAGCCUUACCUAGUGACUAGACACCUGUCUGUGUUCACUCCAAAGAGGAGAAAAGGAGCUUCCAGAAAUGAGGGCUGAAAUUCUGUGGCUCAUCCCCUUCUUCACUCUCACUGAGCUCACCAACGGCUUCCCGAGGAGAAAUUAUGACUUCAAAACAAAAAGAGAAUUCAGUGUGGAUAAGCAAAUCCAUCCAGUCCAGGAGUACGAGGUGCUGCUUCAGAUGCCUUACAGAGAUGCCAAGGAGAAGAAAGAAUUGGAGAGAUUUCUGAAGCUCUUGAAAUCUCCAGCAUCAUGCUUACGUGGGCCCACCAAGAUUGUCAGAGCAAAGGCCACCACAUACUGCAGCAGCCUAAAUGGGGUCCUGCAGUGUGCCUGUGAAGACAGUUAUAGCUGGUUUCCUCCCUCCUGCCUCGACCCCCAGAACUGCUACUUUCACAAGACUGGAGCCCUCUCAAGCUGCAAAUGCCAUCGUGCUGACCUCAGUCAGAGUGUCAACUUCUGUGAGAGAGCAAAGGUUUGGGGCACUUUCGAAAUUAAUAAAAAAUUUACCAAAGACCUUUUGAAUUCAUCUUCUGCUGUAUACUCCAAAUAUACAACUGAAAUUGAAAAUCAACUUAAAGAAGCAUACAGAGGAAUCCAAGGUUUUGAGUCAAUUCAGGUCACCCAGUUCCGAGAAGGAAGCAUCUUUACUGGCUAUGAAGUCACAGGCUCCAGCAGCACAGCUGAGCUCCUGUCUGCCAUUCAACAGGUGGCUGAGGAGGCUAAGACAGCCCUGCACAAGCUGUUUCCACUAAAAGAUGGCUCCUUCCGAGUGUUUGGGACAGUACAGUGUUACAGCACUUACUUUGGAUUUGGGUCUGAGAAUGAUGAAUAUACCUUGCCCUGUAGCAGUGGCUUCACCGGAAGCAUCACGGCCAGGUGCCAGUCCUCUGAGUGGCAGAUCACUCGGGAGUCCUGUGUGCUCUCUUGGCUGGAAGAACUAAAGAAGAACUUCAGUGUGAUUGUGAGCAAUAUCACAGAGGCAGACGUGUCAUCCUUGGUGCAAAAUCUUUCCACCAUCAUUCAGCAAAACCCCUCUACUACAGCUGGGAAUCUGGCUUCAGUGGUGUCAAUUCUCAGCAACAUUUCAUCCGUGUCACUGACAAAGUCUUUUAUGGUGUCUAAUUCAACGAUGAAGGAUGUCAUCAGCAUAGCUGACCAUAUUCUGAAUUCAGCCUCCAUAACUAAUUGGACAAUUUUAUUGCAAGAAGAAAAUGGUGCCAGCUCACAGUUACUAGAGACGUUGGAAAACAUCAGCACUCUCGUACCUUUGACUGCUCUUCCUCUUAAUUUCUCUCUAGAAUUCAUUGAUUGGAAAGGGAUUCCAGUGACCCAAAUCGAAUACACACAGGGUUAUAAUUAUCAGGUUGAAAUGAUCCAACAAAAUUCCUCCCUUCCCAUCAGAGGACAUAUACUUAUUGAACCAGACCAAUUCCAGAAAUCCUCUCUAGAAAGUAUUAUCAGCAUGGCUUCCUUGACUUUCGGGAACAUUCUACCCAUUACCCACAGUAGGAAUGCACAGGUCAAUGGGCCUGUGAUAUCCACGCUUAUCCAAAACCAUUCCAUCGAUGAAAUUUUCCUGAACGUCUCCAAGCUAGAGGCAAACCUGAGCCAGCCUCUCUGUGUGUUUUGGGAUUUCAGUCACUUGCAGUGGAGCAGCGCAGGCUGUCAACUAGUAGAUGAAACUGCAGACACGGUGCUGUGCCGAUGCACUCACCUGACCUCCUUCUCCGUGCUCAUGUCACCCUCUGUCCCCCCUGAAUUUGUCCCCAUAGUGAAAUGGAUCACUUACGUGGGACUGAGCAUCUCUAUUGCAAGUCUCUUGUUAUGCCUGAUCAUUGAGUCUCUGUUGUGGAAACAAACCAAGAGAAGCCAAAUCUCAUACCUGCGCCACAUUUGCCUGCUGAAUAUCAUCCUGUCGCUCUUGAUCGCUGAUGUUUGGUUUAUUGUUGCUGCGGCUGUGGACACCACCGUGAGCGCUUCUGGAGCCUGCAUAGCUACAGUGUUCUUCACCCACUUUUUCUACCUUGCUUUGUUCUUCUGGAUGCUUGUGCUUGGCAUUCACCUGGCUUACCGAGUCAUCCUUGUGUUCCAUCACAUGGCUGUGCCUACCAUGAUGGCUAUUGGGUUUGGCCUGGGCUACGGGUGCCCUCUCAUUAUAUCCGUCAUCACCAUCGCAGUCACCCAACCUAGCAAUAACUACCAAAGGAGAGACAUGUGUUGGCUUAACUGGUCCGAUGAGAGCAAACCUCUCUUGGCUUUCGUCGUCCCUGCAUUGACUAUUGUGGUUGUGAACUUGGCCGUGGCACUGCUAGUCCUCAGGAAGCUCUGGAGGCCGGCGAUUGGAGAAAAACUGAGUCAGGAUGAUAAGGCUACUGUCAUCCGCAUGGGAAAAAGCCUCCUUACUCUGACCCCGCUGCUAGGGCUCACCUGGGGCUUUGGCAUAGGGACAAUGGUGGACAGUCAGCGUCUGGCUUGGCAUGUUCUUUUCGCUUUGCUCAACGCUUUUCAGCUACGACAAGUUCUGUCCAACAAGUUGUCCCCAUUAAGUUCUUGGAAGCAAACAUCAAAGCAAAACUCUUCAGAUAUACUUACCAAACCUAAAUGCUUAAAGUCAUUCACUAUACUACAAAACAAAGGCAAUUACACCCUUUCUCAAAUUGGAGAUUCUUCUAAUGACAUCACCCUAACUCAGUAUCUAUCAAUGGAAUAAAAUCAGGAGCCAUAAAAUCAAGGACAAAUUCUUUUAGAGCAAUGCAACAUUCAGAAUGAAGUGUCAGUGAAGACAUUAUGCUCAGAAUCAAAUGGGAUUGCAAGACUUCGAAUCUGAGAAUAAAACAAGUGACCUCAGUGGCUUCAGUCCUACUUCCUGUAUCUUAAAUUUAAUAGAAGAAAUUAAUUUCCAGUGGCUUGAUUCAAAGAAGUUGCUCUACAAAUGCAGAAGAGUGGGCUUUGUAAAAAGGGUGCGAGUUGGACUUCUCAUGACCACAAAAUAUGAUUUUCUUUUUCAUGAAUAGCACAUUAUAGGGCUGGAGUGAUGGCUCAGCAGUUCAGAGCACUUUGCU
Molecule: messenger RNA, 3239 nt
Organism: Nannospalax galili (Upper Galilee mountains blind mole rat)
Lineage: Eukaryota; Metazoa; Chordata; Mammalia; Rodentia; Spalacidae
Gene: Adgrf1
Product: adhesion G protein-coupled receptor F1
Exons: 15
Coding region: 203-2887 (894 amino acids)
Biological process (GO): synapse assembly; cell surface receptor signaling pathway; adenylate cyclase-activating G protein-coupled receptor signaling pathway
Cellular component (GO): plasma membrane
Molecular function (GO): G protein-coupled receptor activity
Source: RefSeq, a predicted model, not a curated record